UAUCGUACACGUGAGCCCGCUGGAGUGCGGUGUGGUGAUUUCCUGAAUAGUAAGGACAAAUACAUCUCCUCCGGAAGUGUGUCAAAGGUCUAUGUACAUCGUUGUAAUAUCAUCAACAGAAUUUGCCCAGCCUUCAUGUAACAGGUUGUCUUUACUACCUUGUAGUUACGGCUUGUUGUGACAUCGUAAUUUUACAAUGACGUCGGUCACUGGAGCAUUAACAACACCGACGACCAAUACCACAGACCUGGUGACAACUAGAAACCAGCGAUACACUACAGAAGAUAUGACCACUUCAAACUAUACCAAGAACACCGAACCAGCUUCAGGGCCACAGAAUGAGGGUGGGGGAGAUCAUCCACGAUGGCGUCCAUCGCAGUGGCCUACAGCAGCCGUACUGGGAGGCAUUGUUCUGUUGGCAUUAAUCGGAGUAGUGGUGGUACUGUUGUAUCGGAAGAAAAGACAAAGAGAUUUCCACAAGCGACAUAAGAGCUCGGAGGAGAGGAUGGGGUUUAUAGAUGCUGAUGCCGAGAACAGACGGAGUGACAUCGCCCUACAGCUUCUGCAGGUCACCGACCCCUCGUAUUUUGAACUCGAGGAGGCGGCUCAAAACGCCAAGCUGCAGGAGCUUCAGGGUCAGAAUGAUCUCAACAUCAUGGAGAUCAUACAAGGGCCUGAAGUCCAGGGAAACGACGAGCAAGGUCCAAUAAAUACCAAGGACAGUACUAGUGAAAAGUGUGAUAAAAGUUCUAAAGAUGGAGAAUUAAAUGCCGCGAACAGAGCUUCAAAAGGCAGCGUUUCUGGUGCCCUAGUAAAUGACAUUAAACGUAGUGAAGACGCAAGCGUACUGGAAGGUAAGCAAAUUGAACAAACCAUCGAACGAAAAUCGAACAUCAGUGCCGCAAAUAGUAACGAAAAUAAAGCCACAGUGACAAGGUCUUCCAAUGCUGAUGCAGUAAGUAAUCCAUCUGCGAAACGAACCUCAGAAAAAAUUCGCUCGACGCGCUUAUCGUCCAAUAUUCGAAAAUCUAACGUGAAAGAAGGUGAUCAUGCCAACGAUACGACAGGUCAGGAGCUUAACCCCCGGCACAGCGUCAAUAAUAACAAAACCAACACCACAAGUGAUGAACAUCAGACGGAGGAGCGGAUCAAACAGAGACGGUCUGCGAGAUCAAGUGGGGGCUAUUCCUCGGACAAAAGGGCCAGUGAGAAACUGACCCAGAACCCCCCGGUACAACGUCCGGUGAAUGGUGUUGCUGACGUCACACGACCCAUCAGCACGAGGAGCAGUAAGCACUCGUCUGCCAGCUAUGAGGAGACCAUUAUGCAACUGAAACAUAUUGAUAGUGAUCCAAACCUGGCUAGUUAAAUGUAAAGUGGCUGUUCACAGUAGCUGUGCAUAAUAUUGUGACCGAGUAUCGUGGAUUGAACCAAACUUAUUUUUGAUAGCGUAACAAAACCAAAUUUGGAAUAAGAUGAAAAUCCUGUUUGACUAAAUUGGCCUGUCAUUUAUGAAAAGUCAUUCAACAUUGCUCACGCUUAGCAAGAUCUACAGAAAACGUCAUUCAUACUUAUUUGCAGGUGUAAAACAAUCAGAUUAAAUUCAUUUAUUGCUAAA
Magallana angulata is the source of this 1618-nucleotide messenger RNA. RefSeq lists its product as uncharacterized. The record is from RefSeq and is a predicted model, not a curated record. The transcript has 5 exons. The coding region runs from base 197 to 1369 and encodes 390 amino acids. NCBI's taxonomy places the organism in Eukaryota, Metazoa, Mollusca, Bivalvia, Ostreida, Ostreidae.